AUUGGCAGUUGGCGUUGCAGGAGCGCCAUGUUGAUGCAAACAAAAGAAACAACAUCAUUGCUUUCAUAACAGUUCAUUACAGAAUGAAAAUGAUGGCGGAAUAUAACAUGCUGCCCAGCUUUCCAUAAACCGGAGCUCUUCAUAAUGCCGUUUCCAAUCACCACUCAGGUUCAAACAGCUCAGCAGACCCCAAAGCACUAUGGGAUCACAUCUCCCAUCAGCUUGGCGCCGCCGAAAGAGGCCGAUCUGGUGCACACGCGCAAGCUGACGGAGACGCUCCGACCCUUUGGAGUUUUUGAGGAGGAGCUGGAGCUUCAGCGGAGAAUCCUUGUGCUUGGAAAGUUAAAUACAUUGGUUAAAGUGUGGAUCCGUGAUGUCAGUGAAGCUAAGAAUAUUCCAGCUUCAGUGAUUGAUAGUGUUGGUGGAAAAAUCUUCACGUUUGGAUCCUACAGGCUUGGAGUUCAUACAAAGGGUGCUGAUAUUGAUGCUCUCUGCGUGUCCCCCCGUCAUGUGGAGAGAACAGACUUCUUUUCCUCCUUUUAUGAGAAGUUAAAGGAGCAGGAGGAAGUAAAAGACCUGCGGGCAGUGGAGGAAGCAUUUGUUCCAGUGAUUAAGCUGUCCUUUGAUGGCAUUGAGAUUGACAUACUGUUUGCCCGUCUGGCGCUACAAACCAUUCCAGAGAACCUGGAUUUGCGAGAUGAUGGAUUACUGAGGAACCUUGACAUUCGCUGCAUCCGAAGUUUGAACGGUUGCAGAGUGACUGAUGAGAUUCUUCACCUGGUGCCCAACAUAGAGAAUUUCAGAUUGACUCUCAGGGCAAUCAAACUGUGGGCCAAACGUCAUAAUAUCUACUCGAACAUCCUGGGAUUUUUGGGGGGCGUGUCUUGGGCCAUGCUGGUGGCAAGAACUUGCCAACUCUACCCCAACGCUGUGGCCUCCACCUUGGUCCAUAAGUUCUUCUUGGUUUUUUCAAAGUGGGAAUGGCCAAACCCAGUCCUUCUGAAGCAGCCUGAAGACUGCAAUCUCAACCUCCCAGUCUGGGAUCCUAGGGUGACACCCAGUGACCGGUACCACCUCAUGCCAAUCAUAACACCAGCGUACCCUCAGCAAAACUCCACCUACAAUGUCUCUGCUUCCACUCGGGCCAUCAUGGUGGAAGAGUUCAAGCGUGGUCUCGCCAUCACGGAUGAAAUAUUGCAGAAUAAAGCAGAUUGGUCCAAACUAUUUGAAGCACCAAACUUCUUUCAGAAAUACAAGCAUUAUAUAGUGUUGCUAGCAAGUGCACAGACAGAGAAGCAGCACUUAGAGUGGGUGGGCCUUGUGGAGUCAAAGAUCCGAAUCCUGGUGGGAAACCUGGAGAAGAAUGAGUUUAUUACGCUCGCACAUGUGAAUCCGCAGUCAUUCCCUGGACCAAAAGAGGGCAAUGACAAGGAGGAGUUCAGCACAAUGUGGGUGAUAGGUAUUGUCUUCAAAAAAAUGGAGGGAUCAGAGAAUCUUAACGUGGACCUGACGUUUGACAUCCAGUCCUUCACAGACACGGUUUACCGACAGGCAAUCACUAGUAAGAUGUUUGAGCAAGACAUGAAAAUCACAGCCAUGCAUGUGAAGAGGAAACAACUGCAUCAACUACUGCCCGAAGUGGCCAUUCACAGGGGCAAGAGAAAGCAUUCGUCGGACGGCCUUCGUGUGAUGAAUGACGGCAGUCUUGACCUAUCAGUUGACAGUGACAACAGCAUGUCAGUCCCCUCACCCACAGGCCCUUCAACUGCCAAGAGCGCUCGUGCCGCCAGUCCUCAGGGUAGCUCCACUGGGACAGCCACAAACACCUCAGAUGUGCAGGGUAAAACAGAUGCUUCAAGUGCAAGCAUGCUCCCAUCUGCCGAGGACGGCAUCAAGCCUGUUAAUGUCGUUGCGCAAAAGGGUCCAACUCCACUGAAGCGACCUGCCUCACCCAUUCAGCAUGAAACGGAAAAGAAACCCAAAGUGGACAGUGAACAACAGAACCCUCAGUCUAGUCCAUGUUUAUCAGCAGGCCCUGCCGUGAAGAGACCUGCCUCACCCCACGUGAAUGAGAUGGCCAAUAGAGCCAAAGUAGAGGAACAUUCAAGCCCUGAAGCAAAGUCCUCAGGUGAAGCUGAUGGCCAUGUAGCUGUGGCUCCAGUGCAGACAGAUGAAGAAGCUCCUUCAGACGGUGAGCUCAAAACAGAGACUGAAUUAACGGAGGUGGACACAGCAGAGAAGACGCCUCCUAUCCAGAAAGCAUCCAGUGCUGAUCUGUCAGAUGUUCCAAUUCUCCCGACCAACCCCAUUGCUGUGGUGAAGAACUCCAUCAAGCUGAGACUCAGCAGGUAGAACUGGCAUGAUUCUUUGCCGCUCUAAUACUCAGGAGGUGAAAGCCUGUCGUUUCCCGGCCAUGGCAAUGCCAAUCUCCACAAGAGGGCAGCUCUGUUCUUCCACAAACCUUCCCUGAGCCCUCUACUUCCCUCCCCUACUACAAUAAUAAAAAAAAAAAGAAACAAAAAAAGAUGUCACACCCAACAACCUCAUUGUGAUUAAUAAAUGUGUUUGUGUCAUUUAGUGCCCAUGCUUUGUAAAGUUUCCUGGUCCCAUUCCUCCAUUUAAGUUAAAAGACACUGUUGCUGUAGGCUGCUGCUGCUUUUUUUUUUUUUUUUUUUUUUGUAAACAAUAAAGUGACAUGUAAUUAUAUUUCAGGGUACAUUUGGUCCUUUGGAGACCAUUCCACCUUAUUGUACAGAGCCGAUGGUGUAGAUGAGAAUCAAGCCAGCAGGUAGAGAUGCUUUGAAUCAGCGUGUACUAAUGAAUCUAGCUCACUAAUACAGCUGUAAUUUAGCCAGAUCGCUCUGAGAUUGGUGUAAACAUCAUGUUUUUGCUCUGCUGUCUUAGCAGGAUGGUAAUUAUGGUUGUUAUUAGGAGUGUAAUAGCUAGUAUUCCCAGCAUGCUCUGAUUCUAGUGCUCUCAGAUGUCCGAAAUGAGCAGACCAGUGCUGGCUAUUAAUUUAGGCUUAUUUUUCCAUGUGUAUAUAUAUUCAUUCAAAUAGAGACAAAAAUAUUGUGACUUUUAUUUGCUUUGAACAGCUUGGUUUUGCUAUUAAUAUCCUGGACUUUUUUUUCAUUAUGUGGAAUGGAAGGUGCAUUUUGAAUGAUUAAAAUGCCAGGUCAACUUAUUACUGUUGACCUUAUUUUGAGGAUAAGGACGUGAAGAUAAAAGAAUGACACUUUUUUUGUUAAGUUUAGAUCUAAUGAUGUUUUAUUGGUGCAGGAAAGUGAUUUUGUUCAUUUUGGAGACAUGUACAAACUUUUCUUAUUCUGUGUUUAGCUGAUUCAGUGAGAGAUGUGUUUUGUCUUGGUCUGUGUCGACUGUGGAUACGUGUAACGCUGCCCCAGAAACACUGUCGUCACAGCACAGAUUCACUCCUAUGAAAUGCCUUCUAUGGCCUUGCAAUGCUCUUUCAGUUCUUUCAUACACUUAUUUGUAAGAACAAGGUAUUGUACUUUUUCACAAAUAAAGGUCUACAUUGUUGCAAA
This is a messenger RNA of Xyrauchen texanus (razorback sucker), 3545 nucleotides long. It is a transcript of the gene papola, whose product is annotated as poly(A) polymerase alpha. The record is from RefSeq and is a predicted model, not a curated record. The coding region runs from base 145 to 2352 and encodes 735 amino acids. The transcript is spliced from 23 exons. Gene Ontology annotation, molecular function: RNA binding; poly(A) RNA polymerase activity. Lineage: Eukaryota; Metazoa; Chordata; Actinopteri; Cypriniformes; Catostomidae. Gene Ontology annotation, cellular component: nucleus.